This is a messenger RNA of Candidozyma duobushaemuli, 2538 nucleotides long. RefSeq lists its product as uncharacterized. The coding region runs from base 1 to 2538 and encodes 845 amino acids. The transcript has a single exon. Gene Ontology annotation, biological process: regulation of transcription by RNA polymerase II. The record is from RefSeq and is a predicted model, not a curated record. NCBI's taxonomy places the organism in Eukaryota, Fungi, Ascomycota, Pichiomycetes, Serinales, Metschnikowiaceae. Gene Ontology annotation, molecular function: RNA polymerase II cis-regulatory region sequence-specific DNA binding; DNA-binding transcription factor activity, RNA polymerase II-specific.
AUGAAACGUCAGGGCGCCCAGCAAAGAGCAACCCCGACCUCCCUGGAGCAGCCACGUCUGCUAGACCAGCGUCAGCAACAAAAGGAUAACUCCAUGAGACUCGAGGUGGGUAACUACCACAAUCUGCCCAUGGCUCCACAGACCGUGCCUUCGGCUGCUCCGCAUUUCAACCAGUCCCGCCACAACUCCCAGGCGUUUCUUUUCAAUCCAGGCCGCCAGGACCUGAUGCUGACGCUUUUGAACCUGUACCCACUUCCCAAUACCCAGCAGCCCCAGGGUCAGGGCAAACGGCAAGAUCUGAGCUUCCCAAGCUACUACAUGGGGCUGCGUGACUCCUUGAGCGGAGCUGCGGGUCUUCCACCUGAAAGCGGACCACCUGGACGCCUCAGAGGCGAUUCCAUCUUUCUUCCUCCUCCGGUGAGUUCCAAGCAUCCUUCUGAAGACGGUCUGGGCCAGCAGAAUGCCCAGGCUCAGUACCAACAGCAGUUCCCAGGGCAGCUGCGUUCCAACAGCAUUUUCAGCUCGUUGAUCCAGAUCCCAGGGUCGUCGCUGAACCUGGUGCUGGAGCCAUCAAAAAGUGGAAAUCAGGGCACCGCAAGCCCGAGAAAGAAGCAGCAGGAGGAGUUUCCCACGUACGAUUCCAAGGACUCGAUUGGCCAGAUGUUUGGAUGGUCACAGACGCCGUCGAAGCUGAACAAGGGCUCGAAGCUCUCGUUCGACAUUCUGAAUGCAUUCCUAGAGAACUCGGGCCUCACGGGCUCCAUAGCCGGUGUCUCUAACGACAGCAUCAACGCCUUUUUGGCUAACUUGCAAAACAACGGCUCUGUCGACUUCAAUAGCAUGAACGACCAGCAACGACGUGAUUCGAUUAUCAAGUUCAUCAACGAUCAGCAGCAUGUCGAGCAACCUAGGAAAACGUCUCUGCGGACGACUUUAAGGGAAGACAUAUUUGACAAACUGAGAGGCAGCUCUACGCUGCGUCCCGGUGGUCAGCGCAAGUCGAGUCUAGGCAUGUCUGACCAACGACUUUCCCCACUGUCGUCCAUGUCGUCCAAACUGUCGCAUCGCUAUCAUGACGAACCCCAUUCGCCCAAAACGUCGCCUAGCCAAGUAAAACGUACCUUAGACCCGCAGGAGACCCUUGCUCCUCCCCAUCAACACUAUCCUUCCACAGCCCAUCCAGCAUCCAUCCAGAAGUCUUCGAAUAACAACUUCUACCAAAAUGCUUAUCAACAGUAUCCCGUCUACGACAACAAUGUGCGCUAUCCGGUGCAGCAGAAGCAGCAACAAGAACCCGCUCCACCCCAGAGAAACAUGAAUCCUCAAGUUCAGCAGUACCACCAGAACCAAAUGCCCAUAUACAAUCAGUUCCAGCAACCACAACAGCUUCCUCCACAGUCUCAGCAGCAUCUACCGAACCAGCAACAGCACCCCCAGCAAGAUCAACACCAGCAAAACCAGGGGUUCGAUGUCCAGGGAACUCCAGCCUAUUCUCCCCAGAUGCUCAAAAACGCUCCCCAGCAGUUCUCCCCUGGUAAAAACUACGCUUACGGCAACAUGCAAAAUCAGAGAGAUGCCUAUGCUGUACCGCAACAGGCGAUGAACCCGAGCUUGUUGCCUGCCCAGCAAUUUGCCAGAUCUGAGGAUGGAAGACCGUUAUUGGGAGCCACCAAGGUUGACCAGCUUAUGCUUGUGAUCCAAGCCAGAGAGAAGGGAAACACUGGAGCAAUCAAGCAGGCUGCUGACGGAAGCAUUCUUGCUCUGCCCAACUCCAACCAUGAGAAGAGUGCGGUUAUACCGCUGACUGUGGAUUUGGUUGGCGGUAUUGAAAAACCUCAGCGUGAAGAAGAGGAGCAGCCUGAAGGCCCAGAACGCAAAAAGAAGCGCAAGGGCAAGACACAACAGUGCCCUUACUGUUUCAAGACUUUCAACCAGUCCACACACUUGGAGGUCCAUGUACGUUCUCACAUUGGAUACAAGCCGUUCCAGUGCUCCUACUGUCUCAAGAGGUUCACUCAGGGCGGUAACUUGAGAACACACAUGAGGCUCCACACUGGAGAGAAGCCUUUUACGUGCGAGGUUUGCAAUCGCUCGUUUAGCAGGAAAGGAAACCUUGCCGCUCACAUGUUGACUCACAAUAAGGAGAAGCCCUAUGAGUGCAAGCUCGACAAUUGCGACAAGUCGUUCACACAGCUUGGUAACUUGAAGUCUCAUCAGAACAAGUUCCACUUGCCCACAUUGAAUCGUUUGACGCAAACUCUUGCUGAACUUAGUGGUGAAGCCUUGGAGCAGUUGCCGCCUGAAGAGAAAGAGCUUCUUACCUACUUCCGCAAGCUCUACAAGAACCUGAACAAAGGCAUUCGUGGACGUGGUCGUGGCGGCAAAGGAGCUCUUGAUGAUGACGCCAUUUCUGGCGAAUCCAGUGUGCAGCUGAGUCCUCAGCAGUUGAAGCUUCCUAGGGCAGACGGACAGAUGCAGAUGUCACAGCAAGGUUCGCCGCUCAUGCCACCGACCGUGCAACGUCCCGACGGAUACUAA